AUGCGCUCGACGAGGCAGAUCGAGCACGUGUUCGCAUGCGUGUGCGUGUGCGUGUCCGCACGAGCAUCGCCUUCUUGCGAUCACCAUCUGCCGCAGGGUUCAAGGCUUUUGCUGCUGGUUCUUUCGGUUGGCUGCGGGCACGAGCGAUGGCACGGCACUCUUGACCAGACAGCAUAUCUCUCUCUCUCUCUCUCUCUCUCAUACGUGCAGACAUGGCCGGAUGCACAAUCAGAGGCCGUGACUCGAACGACGCGCUGCGACAUGUUGAAGUGCCUGUACACACCGGCUUGCCUGUGCGCAUGUCUUCGCACACGUACACUUGAAGCAACAGGAACGUUUUUUUGCAUUCUUUCUUUCGUGCCGCUCGUUCUUCUUGUUCCAGUUCACUUUUUCAUUCUUGCCCUUAUUUGUUCACGUACUUGUUCUUUUUUUUUCAUUCUUGUCCUUGUGUCUCUCGUACUUCUUUUCGGCAAUUUUGUCACAAUCUCCAUGCGCUCGCACAACGUGCACAUUUCAGUGUACUCUUGCGUGCCCGUGUUGCAUGCGUCGCCCUUCUGCAUUAUUCUAGCCCCAGGCCUAGCGCGUUGUCAUCAGCGUUGA
This is a messenger RNA of Protopolystoma xenopodis, 600 nucleotides long. Lineage: Eukaryota; Metazoa; Platyhelminthes; Monogenea; Polystomatidea; Polystomatidae. The record is from the annotation of a GenBank genome assembly.